AAUGCAAGGAAAUGGGAAGCCCCCAGCACAUAGCUGUACUUCCAGAAGUUUUCCUGAGCACUGAUGUGAAUCCUGAGCAGCUGCAGCACAAACUGAAGUCACAGCACCGGUCCGUUAAAAGGAGAAACAAAGGUGGAUCCAGAGUAAUGGCUGAAGAAAUACAGCUGAGAGAAAAGAAGAGGAGUCUUCGCUCGGAUGGGUGUGGUCUGCACAACUUUGAUGCUCUGGAUCUGUCUGGGGGCUUGAGGAUUGUCCUUGUGGGAAAGACCGGAUCAGGGAAGAGUGCAACAGGAAACACUCUUCUCGGUAGAGCUGCCUUUAAAGAGGACCCCAGCCCACUUUCAGUGACCAAACAUUGUCAAACUCAGAGCGGGGAGGUCGAUGGGACUGUGAUCCAUGUCGUCGACACCCCGGGACUGUUUGACACGGGCAUUACAGAGGAAGACCUGAAGAGCAGAAUAGAGGAGUGUGUGAAGAUGUCUGUGCCCGGACCUCACGCUUUCCUGCUAGUGAUCAGGCUGGGGGUCAGGUUCACUGAGGAGGAAAGAAAUGCAGUGAAAUGGAUCCAGGAGAACUUUGGGGACGACGCCUCAAUGUACACCAUCAUGCUGUUCACGUGCAAGGACCAGGGCAAAGCUGACAACGCCCUGAAGGAGUGCAAGGAGCUGCGCAGGCUCUCCAUCACCUUCGGCCGCAGAUAUCAUUCCUUCAACAACAACGAUGCAGAAGAUCGCGUGCAGGUCACCGAGCUGAUCCACAUGAUCAAGGAGAUGGUGCAGGACAAUGGCGGGAAGCACUACACCAACGAAAUGUAUGAGAAAGCGCAGAAGAAGCUGAGGGAGGAGGAGGAGCGGCGGAGGCAAGAGGAGGAGGCGCAGAGACUGGAGGAGAGGAAAAUGUGGGAUGCAGAGCGAGAAAAAGAGCAGGAGCAGAGAGACAAGAAGAAGAAGGUCAAAAGGAAGAACGUGCGAGUGGCGGCGGCUGCGGCAGUGGUGCUGGUGUUUGCAGGGGUGGUGAUUGCCGUGGGGGCCGACACCACCGUGGCUCUGGCUUUAGGAGCUCCCGCUCUCCUUCUAGGAGUCAUUUGUGGCUUAGCAGCCAUUUCCAUAUGGAAAGGCCUGAACUGCAGGGCUAAAAGGAGCGCUGCUGUGUGAUAAUAAACAAUGAUCCUGCAUGACAGCAGACUGUGGUGACGUGAAGUAAACAAAACUUAUAAAAUACGAAGUGUCUGUUCAUUUCUGCCUUUUAGAAACAUAUUUGUGUUAGUUUAUUCUCAUAACUGCAAUGAUUUUAAAGGACAAAGUUAAAAUAAAACUGCAGACAAUAAAGACUCUAAUGGGAGCUAAGUGGAUGACAGCUGGUGACCACAUGACCACAGGAAGCUGGAAACAAUGAAGAACAUCCUCUGGGAGAAAAUCUAUUUAUAUUUCUUUGAAUGCAUAUAAUAAUUGUGUCCAAUGAUUAAAAAACAGCAACAUCAAAAAACAGAAGAGAAAACAUCACAAUAACUCAUUUGUUAUUCUUCAGUGAAGAAAAAAAAAAUCUUUUUUUAAAUAAAAUAACAUUUCUUGACUCCCCCUCUUUCACCUACAAUUUUCUUUUCACAAAAUAUAAUUUAUCAACAAGUGAAAAAUAAUUUGAGUAGUUUUAUUCAACAGUUUCCUGAAAGAAACAAAACACUAGUAACUGUGAGGAGUAUGGUGGCCCUGAAGGGUAAAUCACAACAGCAAAUCACUCAAAAACAUGUUAAAGAACAUAAUAACAACUACAAUGCAAAACAAAAAAAAAUACAUUUUAGAAAUCAAAACAAAAUCAUUAAAAACUAAUAGACAACUUCAGAAAAGAACCAAAGUAAUUUUCAGGAAUCGAAAUGAAAUAUUAAAAUAAGGAAACACAACACCAGAAAAGAUAUGAAGUGUUACUGGAUAUGCUCUGAACUAAUUAUAAAUAGGGCUGGGAAUUAAUU
Messenger RNA from Oryzias melastigma (Indian medaka), 1966 nucleotides. RefSeq names its product GTPase IMAP family member 7. The record is from RefSeq and is a predicted model, not a curated record. The coding region runs from base 12 to 1154 and encodes 380 amino acids. The transcript has 3 exons. NCBI's taxonomy places the organism in Eukaryota, Metazoa, Chordata, Actinopteri, Beloniformes, Adrianichthyidae. Gene Ontology annotation, molecular function: GTP binding.